CAAGUCUCUGUUUUGGAAGCUUUAGUAAAUGUGCCCCAUAGUUGGGGAGCUUGUGCUUUGCAUUGAUAAAUGAGGAGAAAAGGAAUGAAACCCCAUUCUAUUCAUCCCGCAGCAGAGACUAAUUAGUGAUAUGGUAUUAUUAUGUAAUCAUCGCUCAUGUGUUUCUAAGCAGAAGUUAAACCAAGGAAAAAUAUAAUGAAUCCACUGACUAGGACUACCCAAAUCCAGGUAAACUUCACAGAUAACUGCAUAUAUCUGACAUUCAGAACUUACACGCCCCCUGCUGACAGUUGAAUGCUGGUGCAGCUCCCUCCAGCAAGGAGAAAGGGACUUGUGAUACCCUCAGAAAAGUUGUGGCACCACAAGUACCAGCAUGCCCAUAAUCACAGACACUGGGACAUGCAGGCCACAACUAACCAGCCCAAGAAAAGGUUAAUACAAUUCCCAGCCAGCAGCCCGGAGGGAGACAACAGGGGUUAUACAACGUUGCUAGCUGCAGAACUUCUUGGCGUGCAGCUGAUUGGGUGCCCUCAGGGCAGGAAGCUCAGAUUUGGAAUGUUACUCUGGAUUUAUAGAACUUUGCCCUGGAUCAGAGGAGGGCUGAUAUCGCUCCUGCACAGGGCUGGAGCUGCAGAGAGGGAGCCAGUGUGGUGUGCAGAGGAGAGUGUUUCACCCUGUGGUGAGGAGUAUUCAGCGGCCUGUAGAGUACCUGGCGGAGAUCGCAGCGGCAGCCUGGCGUGUAUGUCACAGCCACAGAGGAGACGUGGAGCAGUAUCCAGCACUGUGGGAGAGCAGUGACAGAGAGCCGUGUCCUGCCACGGAGAACAGCCAAAAGUGCAGCACGCCCGACAAGGCUGAGGGGGGGGGGGGCCGCACAGCCAGAGGAGGAAGCAAAGCAGCCCUGAGGACUGCGGUAUAGCAGAGGUCCAGGCAACUGCUUCUGGGUCCCCAAAGCAUCAGCCACGCAGAGUGGGAGCAACAACACAGCAAGGAAGCACAAGUGCAUCAGCCCUGGGACUCAGUAAUCGUGUCCGGAGGAAGCGUCUGGAGGGUGUCUAUUCUCCAGGGAUCCUCAUCUUCUUCUGUCUGCAAGAAGGGGGAACGUGUACCGGUCAGCUAGUGAAGCCAGAGCAGCAAGCUGUGAAGAACUACAGUUAUAGGUGUGACACAUCACCCUUUAUGCCAGCUGCGUGACGUACUAAACUGCGGGACUACAAGGAGUGUGGUGAAUGGCCUUUGUGGAAGAAGAACUUGGACCACAAAAUAAGAAAUAAGUGUUGUCUGCACCUGAAGCAGGGGGACCAUGGCCGACAUCUCCAUAAGGACCUACAAGAGCGGAGACUAUGAGGCGGUGCGGGCCUUAUUCGCUGAAGGGAUGCUGAGUUAUGUCCCCAGUACCAUUGUGCACCUGUUGAAGCGUCCUCUUGUCUACAUUCCCAUCUCUAUGUCACUUAUCACGCUCCACGUGGCUUUUAGGUCCUAUCUGCUGUCCCUGUUAGGCGUGGCCAGUCUGCUGGCUGCAGGUUUCCUUCUUUUAAAGACUAUGUUUCGCAUGUACAUAAAUAAAUGUCAUAGGGGGGACUUGCUGAACAUUGAGGAGUCCUACAUGACGGGACAGGACUCCUGCUUCUGGGUGGCGGAGUCCAAUGGCCGGGUCAUUGGGAUGGUGGGGGUCCAGCCCGUCCCCGGUUCCUGCCAUGCGGUGCUGCUAAGACGCCUGUCUGUGACCAAGAGCCAGCGCCACCGGGGAACGGCCAGGAAACUCUGUAUGACAGUCAUUGACUUUGCCCGCCAGCGCGGAUACAAACAAGUGACCUUAGAUGCCUCGACGCUGCUACACGCCGGUCACCGGCUGUACCAACGCCUGGGCUUCCAGAUAACAAAGGUCAAACAGAACCUGGCCGGGAAAUUUGUAAACUCUGCUAUAAUAUAUUACACAUAUCAUAUACAGUAAGUGCAUCACUGCUGGAGUAUAUACAAUGUAUGUCCCUAGAUGUGAUGAGUAGUCUCGCUGCAUGGUACAGAAGUGUAACAAGAUGGAGUAUAAUAAAGCAACAGAGAAACUGUGCACACUUACAGUAUAUAACCCUGUAUGGGUAGUGGUGGGUCACAGCCAGACAUCUGAAAAUGGCCCUCAUUCCGAGUUGUUCGCUCGCUAGCUGCUUUUAGCAGCAUUGCACACGCUAAGCUGCCGCCCUCUGGGAGUGUAUCUUAGCUUAUCAGAACAGUGAACGAAAGAUUAGCAGAAUUGCGAAUAGAAAAUUCUUAGCAGUUUCUGAGUAGCUCGAGACUUACUCCUACACUGCGAUCAGCUCAGCCCGUUUCGUUCCUGGUUUGACGUCACAAACACACCCUGCGUUCGGACAGACACUCCCCCGUUUCUCCAGACACUCCCGCGUUUUUUCCUGGCACGCCUGCAUUUUUCCGCACACUCACAGGAAACGGUCAGUUUCCGCCCAGAAACAUCCACUUCCUGUCAAUCACACUCCGAUCACUUCAACGAUGGAAAUUCUUUGUUCGGACGUGAGUAAAUCUACUAAGUUUUGUGCUAAAAUACUUAGCGCAUGCGCACUGCGUACCAUGUGCAUGCGCAUAUCCGCCUUAAUCGCUCCGUUGUGAAUAUCGGCAACGAGCGAACAACUCGGAAUGACCCCCAAUAUACACACAUAUACCCCAUAAUAUACUAUUGUUAUAAUAUUGGUAACAUAUAGAAGUCAUAGCUGAUUUGUUUUUUACUUUGUAUUUCACUAAUUAACCAUAGCACUAUGGCACAGCCCCUGUGGGAUGGUAAUUGUCCUAAUUAUUUGUAGUAUGU
Messenger RNA from Pseudophryne corroboree (corroboree frog), 2815 nucleotides. RefSeq names its product probable N-acetyltransferase camello. The transcript is spliced from 5 exons. The record is from RefSeq and is a predicted model, not a curated record. Bases 1304 to 1954 code for a protein of 216 amino acids. Gene Ontology annotation, molecular function: N-acetyltransferase activity. Lineage: Eukaryota; Metazoa; Chordata; Amphibia; Anura; Myobatrachidae.